UCCCCGCGAGUGCAGGGCGAGGACGUGCUGGAGCGCAGCUCGGAGCUGCUGCACUCGGGCGAGGUGAGCCUGACGGUGCACGGCGGUGCGGGGCGGCCCCAGCACAGGGUGGCCUUCCUUUUUGACCACCAGCUCGUGCUCUGCAAAAAGGACCUGCUGCGCCGUGACGUGCUCUACUACAAGGGGCGGGUGGAGACGGGCGCGCUCUCCGUGGAGUGCGUGGAGGACGGGCGCGACGCGGAGACCGGCGUCGCCACGCGCAACGCCCUCAAGCUGCGCUGCGUCGCCACGCCGACCGUCAUCGUAAUGUGCGCGCGUCGCCACGGUGACCAACAGCGCUGGGAGAGCGCGUUCCGCGAGGAGCGCAGGCGCGUGCGGGAGGACCAGGAGACGGGGUUCGUGAUCACUGAGGCCCAGAAGCAGGAAGCAGCGCAGAACGCGUGCAGGAGCCACCGGAGCAACCGCAAGCCCCGAGCGCCCGCCCCGCCUGCGUUAACUCCGGCCGGGUCGGCGUUGCCGGGGGCGCCGCUGUCCUGGCAGCAGAAGCACGGCUCCGUGCCGCAGCAUCUGCUGCAGCAGCCGGUCAUCUCCCUCGCCGAGCCCCGGCGCAAGCGCCUGUGGCCGGGGCUCAGCCGCCUGGCUCCGUUCCGCAAGUGAAGCCGCCACCACCACCAACCACCAACCACCACCACAAGCAACCACCACCUCCAUCAUCACUACGUCCACCACAACCAACCUCCACCGCCACCAUCUCCACCAUCAACCACCACCACCAACCCCCUUUACAACCACAACCGAUACCUCCACCACCACCUCCACAAACAAUCACCUUCACUACCAACACAUCCACAACAACCACCGCCAUUUUCACCAACUCCAACCUCCACCACUACCGUCAUGCUCAUCACCACCACCACUAAGCUGAUCACCACAACCACCAUCGCCCAAUUUUUCAUCAUCGACGUGGUGGUGGGAGGAGGGUUGGAGGAGGAAGCCGGGGUCCAUGAGGCCUGAAGGACUUCCUGCUUGGGGCCUCCGGCGAGUGCGGCGCUGAGCGAGUGCCGGGACAGAGCGCCGGUCCCCAAUUGGACUGCGCCCUGGACACUCGAGGCGAGUGCGGCGCUGAGCGGACCCCACGGUGGGCGCUUGACACUGCGGAUCUUCAUCUGCUCCAGCGGACGGACUGGCGAGUUGCGGCGCCGUGUGAGUUCACAGUGGACAGGCUGGCGCAGUGCGGUGCCGAGUGGAUCCCGCGAUGGACACGAGCCGGCACUGUGGACGGUGCCGCGGUGCGGUCCCAGCGCCGUCGCUUUCUCUGCCUGGGCGGCCAUGCAACACGCGCGUACGCGGCAUGCGUGCGUGUCCGUGCGUGUGCGCGUACGUGCGUGUCCGUGCGUGUGCGCGUACGUGCGUGUACGUGCGUGUACGUGCGUGUACGUGCGUGUGCGCGUGUGCGUUCGUGUCGAGACGGGGGGAGCUUGCUCGUGCCACUGCUGGGCUGUGCCCCAUCCGUGCUGUGUUAAGGGGUUCUGUGUAUAUACAGUACAGUAUUGCGGAGUUUGUCUGGGGUCACUUUGGUGCAACACGUGACGUGGAACACCUGGAGCCAGA
This is a messenger RNA of Lethenteron reissneri (Far Eastern brook lamprey), 1611 nucleotides long. RefSeq names its product rho guanine nucleotide exchange factor 4-like. Lineage: Eukaryota; Metazoa; Chordata; Hyperoartia; Petromyzontiformes; Petromyzontidae. The record is from RefSeq and is a predicted model, not a curated record.